Paracoccidioides brasiliensis Pb18 is the source of this 444-nucleotide messenger RNA. RefSeq lists its product as uncharacterized. The transcript is spliced from 4 exons. Bases 1 to 444 code for a protein of 147 amino acids. The record is from RefSeq and is a predicted model, not a curated record.
AUGCCAGAGUCUAACUCAGAUGUGUUAGAACUACAGCAGAUUCAGCUCCACCUUGAGCGCGGUGACAACUCUCCCAGACAAGUUGAUCUGGAUACCUUGCCUGAAAAUGUUACCAGUGAGGUCCUGCAAGAAUGCAAAUAUAGCCUUAUUCUUAUGACUGCAAAAUUGGAAGAAAGGCACCUCACACUUGACAACUACGCGACCGGCGACGGUGUACAAUUGAUGGUUUCGACUAGCAGGAAGGAUACGAUGAGCAUCAACUUGCGAAAUACUCAAGAUGAAAGAGCUCAUCUUCGCCAGGUAAACCACCAUCCAUUUCCUGAUGACGGUGUGGAAAAAGAAUCCCACUCCAGAUUUCAGCGAACAGGCAUGGGCGAGGUUUUAGGCUCACGCCUAGGUCUUCCACCUACGUCUUCUAAUUUGGCAGGAGGGUGGACCAAGUAA